AUGACAGCCGUGUUCGAUCCCUACUCUUACGCCAACAAGGCUCCAAUAGACUGGCUAGAAAGGGACUAUGAAGAUACCGAGAAGGCGCUUGUCAGAUGGACCGAGCUCUGUGUCGCCAAUCCCAACAAGUGCAGUCUCGCCGCAAAAGCAAACAAUACUGCGGAAGGCGUUCACAAGCUAGUUAAAAAUGUCUUGGAGACGGCGUACCGAAACUAUGAUGGGACGGUAUGGGACGCCCUUAUGCCAGGUUUAUACGACCCGGAUUAUAGGGGGCUGAGUAGCUACACUAUCGACGCCAUCAUGAAAGAACAAGCCGCUAUCAACGGGACUUCGACUCUUCAAAGCCGGUCCUUGGAUUUCAUCCAUCAUAUCAAGAGGGCCUUGCCCUAUGCAGCUGCUUCCGAGCCGAACUUGAACCCGCCAACAGAGCUGAACAUGCUAGUCCAUGCGAUUGCUUGCGGGGAUUCAAUCGACGCUCCAGGCAAGACUACAAAGCAGUUGUUCGAGAAAAUCGUCAAGACUUCUCAAACUGCGUCUCCUAUUUUCGCCCCCGGCGCCACCCGAGCUGGUCUUCGGAUGUUUUGUCAUCGAUGGACUUCGAGGGCGGUCGAAAGGUUGCCUAAAAGGAUGAACAUCAAGCCGAAGAAUGUGGUGUUGGUGAUUGGGAAUACGGCGGAUCCACACCUGUACGUGUUCUCCGUUGAUCAUCAGGCUUGUUUGCUAACAAAUCUUCUCUCAGUGCCGAGAAGAUCUACUUGUGUGGAUGACAUAAUAAGAAAAUAUGCAAAUGGGAAACCACCGAAAGAUGCCAGGAAUGACGAAGCAGACGUGGAGUGCAACCCAGACGACGAACCUUUUGACAUUCCUCGAGCCUUGGACAGAUCUACGAUAUUCCUAUCACCUCAUUCAAGCGGUUUUGAAGACAUCCUGAACCACGUGGGAUAUGAUCACACUGUAUCCCCAAUGGCCAAUGCCAUCGCAGUCAAUAGCCCGGCCAAAGGAUACUCUCGAAAAUGGUAUAAGUGA
Acaulospora colombiana is the source of this 1026-nucleotide messenger RNA. Lineage: Eukaryota; Fungi; Glomeromycota; Glomeromycetes; Diversisporales; Acaulosporaceae. The record is from the annotation of a GenBank genome assembly.